UCCUCACGGUCUAUGUUCUACGAGCUUCACACACGCCAUUUUUAUUUAUAUGUGUGUGGAGCAGCGGAGUGGAUUGUGCGAUAGAUUCGUAAUAGCCAAGUUCGUCAGGGAAAUGUGUUGCCUCGCAAUAUGUGUGUGAUGCGAACCGUUGGUGCGUGCGACGCGCGACAUUUUCGCGUACAUUUGGCGUGAAGGGGUGACGGGCUAUUCGUGCGAACGCUCGACCGUGGUGGUCGUCCGUGAACGCUGCAACGUUCUUCCCAGCACUCUUCUAGAUAAGAUGGACCAUCGCCAAAAGAUGGUCGUAGUUUCUCAACAAUCAAAAGUCAAAAUCGACGACGACGACGACGAGGAUGUGGAAGCACUGAGGUUGGCAGCGCUCAAGUCGCUACGAACAAAGGAUGCCACGCAUAAGAGGCCGGCGCUUUCGCAGGUGCAGAAAGUACAACCGCAAAUAACGCAGUCGUCCCGUUUCUCGUAUAAAAAUCAGCGGCCUAUGAAAAAGAAUUGCUAUCACAACAGGGUGCAACAGAGGCAGAAUGGCAAUGUGUAUUAUCAGAGCCCUCGUAAUCCAAACUUGAUAGCGAUAGUUCCUGUGGAUGAACCUUCUCCACUUCAACAAGCCCAAUUGACUUGCUCCGUAGAUAAGACUGAGCCAUGUGUAGAAUCGUACCCUCAAGAAGUAUCGAAAUUCCAUCGUUUCAAAGACAGCGGAAGCGCCUCUGAGGAAGAGGAUGUAAAGGAGCAGAAGAGCGCUGUGAGCUUUAUAAAGACGGAAGUUAUAACGAAAGAGGAAGCGGUCGAAUUUUCGGUAAAAGCCGAGAGUCAGGAGGAAACUACAGAGAGUCAGCAAAAGAACGGUGACGAAGAAGAAGAUGGUAACGACGACGAUGACGACAUACUUUUAAUGGCUGAUCUCGAGGAAGAAGAUAGUUUAGAGCGUUUAAUGGACGAGAUGGAAAAGGAAAUGAACGAUGAAACUAAGUUGUCUGAUAAGAGAGAGAAGAAAUUGCAUAAGGGCGAAGCUAAGGCUACAGUGAAGGGUGACGAGGGAAGUAAGAGUGUAGAUCAGAAGACGAGAACGGACGACAGCUACGGUAAGAAGGAAAGGAACAACGUUACUACCUCCCUGACUACAAUUGUCAAGAACGACCGAAGAUCGGUCUCUCCACACGCGAUAAGCCGAAUUAGUCAAAAGCGCAGAUCGUUGUCUCCAAGGUCGCGACCGCGCAAGAAAUCGCCAAGAAGAUCUCCCAGAAGAUCCCCGAUCAGACAACUGAAAAAGUCACCGCGAGAAACGUCGGCGCGAUAUAGAUCACCUCCAUUGUCACGAUACUCCCCUAGGUCUAGAUCACCCAGACUCUCGCCGCGCAGAUCCCCAAACAGGACGUCUACGAAGAGAUCACCGCUCAGGAAAUUAUCACCGAGGGGCAGAUCGCCCAAGCUCUCGUCGCGCUCCAGAUCGCCCCGACCGUACAGAUCGAGAUCACCGAGACGAUCCAAGUCUCCAAGGCCGCGUUCGCCCAAGAUAUCGCGCUCCAGAACGCCACGAUUGUCGAGAUCGAGGUCGCCGAGGUAUUCACCGCCGCUUAGGUCUCCCAGAUCCAAAUCACCUAGAUUAUCCCCGAGAAGAGUGUCGCCACGUCGAUUACGGUCCAGAUCCAGGUCUCCCGGCUUGUCUUCUCCCCGGAGAGGAUCGUCCCGCUUGCGAUCGCCAAAAGCAUCACCGCGUAGAACAUCACCGCGUAGAACAUCACCGCGUAGAACAUCACCUCGAUUGAGAUCACCGCGACUUUCACCGCACAGGUCACCGUGGUCGUCCCCGAGACAUUCGCCCCGUCUCUCACCACGACGGAAGCGAUCCCCGAAAUGGUCACCCAAGGAAUUGCCCAGAAAGCACGGUCCACGUUCAGUCACUCCAGAUAAUCGAGAUGGAUAUAUGAGAGAACCGUCUCCUAUUUUCAAAGGUACAACAACGCCAGAGAUGCCCAGAACAAAAGCAAAGCAGAAAGAUGAAGUAUAUGAAAGACCAGCAACGGAAGUAGCGAAGGAACCUGUUGAUACGAUUAGUGAUCCUGUCUUAGAGGCAAGGAGAAAGAAGUUUGAGUCUACACAGCCUAUCGAUCCUGUAAAUGCCAAUAAAAAGAUUAAAUUAUCCAAAAAACACACCACAAAUACGAAAGUGGAGUCUUCAGAAGAAACGGAAAUUCAGUUAAGUGGCGCAAGGAGAGUAAAUAAAGCUGUGGAGGAGUAUGAUGUUCAGGAGGUGGAUUUAUGUUUAGAAGUAGAUUACGAGCUUGAAGAGUGUGAGGAAGCGAUGGAAAACACAUCGCCGGGCGCUUUUACAAGUGCUAUAACCACAUGUAUAGAUACAGAGCCACAAAAAACGGAGAAAGAAAAACCUUCCAAGAAAAAGAAGAAGCGUGACAAGGAAUUGUAUCAAGUAGGAAAAUUGAAGAACGAACUACCGCUUUCCGAACGCAUCGGAAAGGACAAGAAGUGUAAAAAGCGUAAAGAUGUAGCCGCCGAACCAGACGUGGAUGCUAUAUUUGAAGAUAUAACCAUAGACGAAGAAGGAGACUUACGAACGGAACUUAGCAGAAGACGAGCGGAAAGAUUGAACAGAACAGUGCCGAUUCAGUCCGCCAGAUUGGUGCAGUCAGCUUUUAAAGGUGUAGUUAAUGAAGCUGUGAAAAAUAAUGCAAAAACCAAUCAGAGGCAUAUCAUUAAUACUGAUGAGAAACCUAAUCAAAAGGAAGUUAGACGAGUUACUGUACUACACAGAACAUUAACUGAGUUACAUGAUUCUGAAGACGAAACUACUCUUGAUUCGAAGGUACCUGUGCGUCUCAGAUUGGGACUCAAUAAGCAAGUGCAAGAGUCCAGAGAGUCCAAGGUUACUCGAAAAGCAACCAAGAGACAGGGUCGUAAGGUAAAGCACAAAAAUCAUUUGUCUCUAAAAGAUCCUGAAUAUAUUUUGUAGUGUAAAGUAUGGCUUUAUAUCUCUACUUUAGAUUUAUAAGUAGUGUGAUAUUUUGUGAUACUAUCAAGCUAAGUAUACGACAGAUACAUCUUGAAAUAUUGUUCAUAUUUUUAUUGAUCACAAUAGAAUGACGAUUGAAAGAUAUCAAAUAAUGAAAUCUUUAAAUUAUGCUCUAUAAUUUGUUAUAAUUUAAUAAAUUAAAACAAUGCAAUCUGAUGUAAUUUGAAAUAGUUAACUGUUAUAAUUGAAUUAAUGAAUUGAAUUGACGAAUAGAAUUUUUUAAUGUGCUUAUUAACGAGAAAAGUUGACAUUUUAAUUGAGAUUACUUUUUAUUUAUUAGGCGGACAAUAUUUUUUUCGUUAGAAACUAUCGAGUGACAUAUUAUCAUAAAAAAUUUUCCAACAAAGUUAUGUGAAAUUAUCUAAAGAACAAUAUUGCGUGCCUUUCAAUAAUAACGAGAAAACAGUAUAAAUGGCGCGAGAUAAUUUGCAUUAUUGAAUUUUAUUAAGGGAAUGAAAAGCAUGUUUUCGUGACGUAGAUAUAGAUUUUGAUAAAAAUACUAUUAGGAGAAAAAAAAUCACUAUGUGAGAUUUUUUUCAAAAAUAUUUUAUAUUUUAGUAUCGCGUUAUUCUGUAUAAACUCCGUAGAGAAAUCAAUAGAAAAUAAAGAUGAUCUGUUUUUUGUUUAGGAAUAAAAUAAAUACGCGUUCAUCCGAUUGCAUAUUUGUAUGAAGAGAGAAAAGCGGUUCACAUAUCUUACCGCUCAUUAUGUUGUCGACACAUAGGAAGAUGCGCGGAUUAACGGCUACGUUAUCUCAGUUGAAAUGAGGCACCUCCCUUUUCUUUUCACUUAUAAAGUACAAUAAUAUUUUUAAUGAAAUUAAUAAUACUUGAGAAUCUAAAUUUCGAUACCUUACGACUUAGAUGUACUCGAUUUAUUUAUCAUUAUACAUUGCUUAGGAAAAGUUGAUUACGUGUGAUUAUAUUAAAUCAUUUAUUGUGUUGAAGAAUGUGUACAUAAUCUACUUUGAUCGCACACUUAAUAAACAAGAAUCAUUAAUAAUCCCAAAGCUACCUUUUAAAAAAACCUAAGCAUAUUUUAUAUGAAAAUAGUAAUGUAUAGGCAUAUUUUAAUUGUAUAUAGUGCUUAAUAUCGAUGAAACUAAUAAGAAUGUGUAGUAUAGCUUGUAAAUUCGGUUAACGAUAUUGCGGCACCAAGUAUCUUGUACAAAAUAUUAUAUUAACUAAUGCAACUCUUGUUACAAUUUAUUUGCUACGCGACGUAUUUUUAAAGCAAACUGUAAAUGUUAAGAUCUGAUCUAAUGUGUAAAUCGAUAUUACACUGUAUUGUGUAUGUGUGCCCAUUCUAUUUUGCAACUAAGAAAUUUAUUACGGUAUUAAAUUAACGGUUAAAAUAACUGGUUUUUUUUACAUUUAUUUUAUGCUGCAUAAUGUAGUAUAUUAGUUCUUUAAAAUUGUGUACACGACUUUCAUAUAUUCAGCGGCAAAUUACUGUAAAUGUUCUUGUUAAAUAUUUUCUAUUGUAUCUUUUGAGGAAGAUACAACUCUACUUAAUGUAUUUUACAUAACUGUAUUUAAUUAACGGCCGCAAAAUAAUAUGUACCGUUGUUUUUAAUUAUAUUUCCAUAUUAAUAAUUAGGACAUAAUAUGCAUCAUUAUAUGUAUAGCCAGUGUGCGUGAACCUUUUUGGGUUAUUGUACAGCUAUGUACAUAAACUCAGUCUACUUUGAAAAUGAUGUUCGUAUACCAAGCUGAAUACCUCAUAGUAUCUAUGAAGGUGUAAACGCUGCUUUUACGUCAAUAAAAAAUAAUAUUACAUUUA
Molecule: messenger RNA, 4825 nt
Organism: Vollenhovia emeryi
Lineage: Eukaryota; Metazoa; Arthropoda; Insecta; Hymenoptera; Formicidae
Product: serine/arginine repetitive matrix protein 1-like
Exons: 7
Coding region: 281-2983 (900 amino acids)
Source: RefSeq, a predicted model, not a curated record